This is a messenger RNA of Triplophysa rosa, 2334 nucleotides long. It is a transcript of the gene paf1, whose product is annotated as PAF1 homolog, Paf1/RNA polymerase II complex component. Gene Ontology annotation, cellular component: Cdc73/Paf1 complex. Lineage: Eukaryota; Metazoa; Chordata; Actinopteri; Cypriniformes; Nemacheilidae. The record is from RefSeq and is a predicted model, not a curated record. Gene Ontology annotation, molecular function: RNA polymerase II complex binding; chromatin binding. Gene Ontology annotation, biological process: transcription elongation by RNA polymerase II.
GGUCCUGUAGUGAAUGUCCUGUACGGGCUGCAGUUGGUUUUUCUUUAUAAAUUAUUCAUUUUCUUUCCGGUCGCUCUUUAAACUUCAUUUUCUGUGGAGAGACGCGUUUAUUUCUCCAUGGCUCCCACGAUACAGACACAAUCGCAGCGCGAGAACGCGCACCGGAGUUCAGCACACAGGAGUGUGCCAGAGAGGUCUGGUGUUGUGUGCCGAGUGAAAUAUGGAAAUAGUCUUCCAGAUCCCUUUGACCCGAAGUUCAUCACCUACCGUUUGACCAAGCACAGGUUUGUGCAGUACAAAGCCACUUCUCUAGAGAAACAACACAAACACGAGCUGCUAACUGAACCAGACCUGGGUGUCACGAUCGAUCUUAUUAACCCUGAUACAUACCGCAUAGACCCUUCAGUCUUGUUGGACAUUGCUGAUGAGAAACUGUUGGAAGAAGACAUUCAGGCUCCGUCCAGCUCAAAGAGGUCGCAGCAGCAUGCGAAGGUGGUACCAUGGAUGAGAAAGACAGAGUACAUUUCCACAGAGUUCAACAGAUACGGCAUCUCCAACGAGAAGGUGGAAGUCAAGAUCGGUGUGUCAGUGAAACAGCAGUUCACAGAGGAGGAGAUCUAUAAAGACAGAGACAGUCAGAUUGCAGCCAUUGAGAAGACGUUUGAGGACGCACAGAAAUCGAUUACUCAACAUUACAGCAAACCCAGAGUCACACCUGUGGAGGUGCUGCCCGCCUUCCCAGACUUUAAGAUGUGGAUUAAUCCAUGUGCUCAAGUCAUCUUUGAUUCAGACCCAGCACCUAAAGAUGUGUCUGCACCUGCCGGAGUGGAUAUGAUGUCACAGGCCAUGAUCAGGGGUAUGAUGGAUGAAGAGGGGAACCAGUUUGUGGCGUACUUUCUGCCGAACGAAGAGACAAUGCGCAAACGCAAGAGAGACGCAGAGGAAGAUGUGGAAUUCAUGCCUGAUGAAGUGUACGAUUACAAGAUCGCUCGUGAGUACAACUGGAACGUGAAGAACAAAGCCAGUAAAGGUUACGAGGAGAAUUACUUCUUCAUCUUCAGAGACGGAGACGGUGUUUAUUAUAAUGAGCUGGAGACCAGGGUGCGUCUGAGCAAGCGUCGUGCGAAGGCCGGAGCUCAGUCAUCCACAAACGCUGUGCUGGUGUGUAAACACAGAGACAUGAACGACAAAGAGCUGGAAGCUCAGGAGGCCCGCAAGGCUCAGCUGGAGAAUCACGAGCCAGAGGAUGAAGAAGAGGAGCUGAACAUAGACAGAGACAUGCAGGACUCUGGUGAGGAGAGAGAGAAAGCGAGCGAGUCUGAGAACUCCGAGAGCGAGGACGAGGAACGGCCGGCAGAUGAGGAUCGUCGUGAGAGGAAGAGCAGCAGCAGCGAGAGCGGUGAGGACCGGCAGGCGCGUGAUGAAGAGGAGAUCUUCGGCAGUGAUCUUGACAGUGAGGAUGAUGAUGAUGAUGAUGGUGGCAGGCGAGCGAGAAGCAACAGCAGCAGUGAGAAGAAGAGCGGCAGUGAGGGAGCGUCAGAAUCCAGCGACGGCAGCGACAGCGAAUGAAACCCGCCGCUGGUCCCCGCCUCUCUCUCUCAUCAUUAUAAGCUGAACGAACAUGUCUUGGUUCUUCUCAGAUACUUUCAGUUUUCUCCGGCUUGAUGAAACCUAUUUUUAUUUUGAUUUGGUUCUUUUUUUUAGUCUUCAACACGUCACUCUUGUGUUGUUUUAGUGUUGUACAGGCAUAUUACAUUAGAACACGUCCAGGUCACUGUUCACCCUAAACAUUCAAAGCAUUAUAAUUAUGCAAUUAUAUUUUGCUUAAGGAUGAUGAAGAUUUUUUUUAUCACAAUAAAGUUCCGCUCCCCAUUACUGUAAUGCAAUAUAUAAAAAUAAUCUGAACUGCAUGUUGUGUAUGUAAAUACAUAAAGCUUAAACUGCUACAAAACUACCAUGAUGUACUAUUUAAAUCAUUCAAAUGAAAACAAUACCACUGCACAAAAGAAGAUUUAUUUUAGGUUUGGGGUGAAAUCUGGACGGAUUUUGUAUGAAUACGAACAAAUAAAAGUGUAUAAGAAUUGAACUGAAUGAUGGUGUUUGAUUGAACUGAACUUGUGUACCUCAUGAAGUUGUCCUUCAGAUUUUGAUGUACCGAUUAAUUUCAUACUUAAAUGUUACUGUAUAAGCAUUGUAAAUAAACAAUGAUUUUGUUAAAACCAAGUUUGUAUUCUAUAUGAAGCCUUUAAAAUAUCUUUGGGUCACUGCAAAGGUCAUGUACAGACUAUAAAGUGAUAAAACAACAUGUAGUCAAAAAUGAAAUGAUUUUGUGGU